AUGACAUUGGUGAGAGAGAGAAGACACCAACAAGCACUAAAGCUAUCCUUGCCACCACCAGUUCCAGUAGCUGAGUUCCAGCACCAGAUCCACUUGACUGCAUUGUUGCCAGCCCCUGGUCCUGACUCUCCAGGCAUUGACAACCUCUCUGACCUAGAGAAAAUGGCUGUUCUUGGCCAUGGCACUGGUGGCACCGUCUAUAAAGUCCUUCACAAGAAAACCUCAUCAAUUUAUGCAUUAAAAGUGCUCCGGUUCAAUCAAAAUACAAUCAGCAUUUGCCGCCAGGCUGCACGCGAGGCUGAGAUCCUCAAAAGAGUUGAUUCACAAUAUAUUAUAAGGUGUCAUGCAGUUUUUGAUAAUGGUUUCAUUGAUACAGACAAUGGGGGUGGUGAUCUUUGCUUUGUUAUGGAGUACAUGGAAGGAGGCUCACUACAUGAUGUGUUGCGAGCACGCCAGAGACUACCUGAGCAUGUAAUCUCUGGCGUGGCUAGGCGUGUCCUAGAAGGACUGCACUAUCUGCAUUCCAUGCAGAUAGUGCAUAGGGACAUAAAACCAUCAAACUUACUUGUAAAUGAUAAGGGAGAGGUGAAGAUUGCAGACUUUGGGGUUAGCCAUAUUGUGGCUGGGACACGUGAGGCAUGUCAUGACUCCAACAUGGGCACAUGUGCAUACAUGAGCCCAGAAAGGUUUGAUCCAGAGAGAUGGGGUGGUGAUAAUGCAAAUGGGUUUGCUGGGGAUGUGUGGUCACUUGGGGUGGUGGUGUUGGAAUGUUAUGUAGGUCAUUUUCCAUUGAUCGGUCCUGCGCAAAAACCAGACUGGGCAACAUUAAUGUGUGCAAUUUGCUUUGGGGAGAUGCCAGAGAUACCGGAAACAGCCUCACCGGAGUUUCGGAGCUUUAUAAGGUGGUGUUUAGAGAAGGAUUGGAGGAAGAGAGGGACGGUAGGUGAGCUUCUCGGCCAUGCUUUUGUGAAUAGAAAUUGUUAGAAUUCUAUGUAA
Molecule: messenger RNA, 996 nt
Organism: Quercus robur (English oak)
Lineage: Eukaryota; Viridiplantae; Streptophyta; Magnoliopsida; Fagales; Fagaceae
Product: mitogen-activated protein kinase kinase 10
Exons: 1
Biological process (GO): protein phosphorylation
Cellular component (GO): cytoplasm
Molecular function (GO): ATP binding; protein serine/threonine kinase activity
Source: RefSeq, a predicted model, not a curated record